This is a messenger RNA of Actinia tenebrosa (Australian red waratah sea anemone), 1100 nucleotides long. Its product is annotated as QRFP-like peptide receptor. Gene Ontology annotation, cellular component: plasma membrane. Gene Ontology annotation, biological process: G protein-coupled receptor signaling pathway. The record is from RefSeq and is a predicted model, not a curated record. Gene Ontology annotation, molecular function: G protein-coupled receptor activity. Lineage: Eukaryota; Metazoa; Cnidaria; Anthozoa; Actiniaria; Actiniidae.
ACCGUGUUGGUUCAACAGUUACCAUGAUAAACUCUACAGAAAUGUUGAACUCGACGGUUACAAUGAGCAAGGUGGGUCAAUGUUCUGGUGACUCAGAAAUGGCUGGAAUCUUUAAAGCCUUAACUUAUGGUAUCAUCAUCGUUGUAUCAUUGAUUGGAAACAUCGCUGUCAUAACAGCUGCAUGUAAAGACAGAACCAUGAACCCGACAAUUACUUUGUAUAUCACUAAUAUCUGUGCCGCUGAUGUUAUCAUCACACUGGUAUACCUCCCUAGAAUGGCUGUAAGAUAUGCUUUACGAUCUACGCGAUGGGUCAUCGGAGGAACGUUAGGAUCCAUCCUUUGCAAACUGGUGCCAUCCAUUUAUCAUGUAUCUGUAACAGCAUCGAUUCUAACGCUUUUAGCUCUCGCUAUUGAUCGGUUUUUAGCGGUUUUCUAUCCGUUGAAAAGGCGUUUUACUGUCUCUAAAACACGACAUGGAAAAAUAGUCGUUAUUAUGAUCUGGGUGACGGCAUUCCUAGCCCGUUCACCUUACCUUUCGGUAACAACCCUCAGACCAAAACCAAACGAUAAUUUUAUUUGUAGCGCAAGUUUUUCAAAUCUGUUUGACAACUAUCUUUUAAUCCGUAACAUUUAUUAUACUCUUCUACUCGUCGCAUUUUAUCUUAUUCCUUUAGUUUUGACUUGUUUUCUUUACCUUGCGAUCAUUAUCCAUCUUCGAAUGCGUCAAGAAAUCUUCACAUCUCAACCCAGAAUUUUUAACUUCAGAAAGGCAAGCAAAAAGACUGUGUUCACGUUUCUAGCUGUUUCUGUCUCUUUUUCUCUUUGUUGGGGAUUGUAUUUUUUUGGUCAAGUGGUCUAUACUUCGGUUCCCUGCGAAAUACGAUUUUGGAGAACGUUUUUAGCGAACAUGAACUGCGCUAUCAGCCCGUGGGUGUUUUUGGCUCUCAACCCUCAUCAUCGGAGAUUACUAAAGCCUUCGAAAGUGAUGUUAACGGGGAUGUAUUCCUUAUAAGAAGGCGUUUAUUUCCUGAAAGACCUUUACAGCGGUCGAGAAGCGUGACGAUAUCAUUAUAAUAUUAGACUAAAAAAAAAAAAGAAA